This is a messenger RNA of Cuculus canorus (common cuckoo), 6222 nucleotides long. RefSeq names its product CNKSR family member 3 (gene CNKSR3). Gene Ontology annotation, biological process: regulation of signal transduction. Gene Ontology annotation, cellular component: membrane; cytoplasm. The record is from RefSeq and is a predicted model, not a curated record. The coding region runs from base 104 to 1783 and encodes 559 amino acids. The transcript is spliced from 13 exons. Gene Ontology annotation, molecular function: protein binding. NCBI's taxonomy places the organism in Eukaryota, Metazoa, Chordata, Aves, Cuculiformes, Cuculidae.
GGGGCGGCUCUGCCGGGAUGGGACCUUGAGAAGGUGGAGGCGGUGAGUUUGCGGCCGAAGGAGCGCGGCUGCGGUCUGCCUGCGGGGGCUGGGGGCGCCCGCCAUGGAGCCGGUGACCAAGUGGAGCCCGAAGCAAGUGGUGGAUUGGACUAAAGGCCUGGAUGAUUGCCUGCAGCAGUAUGUCCAUAAAUUUGAACGGGAGAAGAUAAAUGGUGAACAGCUGUUACAGAUCUCUCACCAAGACCUUGAAGACUUGGGUAUCUCACGGAUUGGACACCAGGAACUGGUUCUAGAGGCUGUGGAUCUCCUGUGUGCACUGAACUAUGGCCUUGAAACAGACAAUAUGAAGAACCUUGUUCUCAAGCUGCGAGCAUCAUCCAACAAUCUGCAAAAUUACAUCAGCAGCCAUAGGAAAAGUUCAAAUUAUGAUGGAAAUACCUCUCGCAAGCCCCCCAAUGAAUUCCUUACUUCUGUGGUAGAGCUUAUUGGUGCUGCUAAAGCCUUGCUUGCGUGGUUGGACAGGACCCCAUUUACAGGUAUUGCUGACUUUUCAUCAAUGAAGAACAGAAUCAUUCAGCUCUGCUUGGAUCUCACUACUACUGUUCAGAAGGACUGCACUGUGGCUGACAUGGAAGAUAAAGUUCAAACUGUAGCCAAGACUUUAAAUUGCAUUUGUGAUAAAGCCAUCCGAUCAACUACAGAUCCACUGAUGAGCCAAUGUGCAUGUCUGGAGGAGGUUCACCUAACCAACAUUAAACCUGGGGAAGGCCUGGGAAUGUACAUCAAAUCAACUUAUGAUGGAUUACAUGUAAUUACCGGAACUACGGAAAAUUCCCCUGCUGAUCGAUCUCAGAAGAUUCAUGCUGGUGAUGAAGUGAUCCAGGUUAAUCGGCAAACUGUGGUUGGAUGGCAGCUAAAAAACCUGGUGGCCAAGUUGCGAGAGAAUCCUGCUGGAGUUAGGCUGCUACUUAAGAAACGUCCUACUGGCUCAUUCCAUUUCACUCCUGCUCCACUAAAGAACCUGCGCUGGAAACCACCCUUGGUGCAGACCAAUCCUCUGCCAACUUCAACACAGUCAUCAGAGAGCACCAUGGAUAUCUCAAUGAAAAAAGAGAAGCCAGCGAUUUUGGAUCUGUACAUACCACCUCCACCAGCUGUUCCGUAUUCUCCUCGAGAUGAAAAGGGGAGUUUUGUAUACGGAGGAGGCAAUAAACCCAGUCAGCCGUUACGUGGGUCCAAGGGUGCAGAGUCUCCCAAUUCUUUUUUGGAUCAGGAGAGUCGAAGGCGAAGGUUUACUAUUGCUGAUUCAGAUCAGUUGCCUGGGUAUCCCAUAGAAGCAAAUAUCCUACCAGCCAAGAUGAGGGAAAAAACACAAUCUUAUGGAAAACCACGUCCUUUGUCAAUGCCUGCUGAUGGGAGCUGGAUAGGAGCUGCAGAACCAUUUUAUAGGCCACGAGCACCAGGGAGAAAAGGCAAGCUUUUAGGUGAAGAUGUCCUCUGCAGGUACUUCAGUAAUGAAAGGAUACCUCCAAUCAUUGAAGAAAGCCCCUCUGCACAGCACCCGCUCUCGAGGCCAGUGUCUGAUAAGCAGUUAGUGAGGGGAACAGAUUAUGUUCGAGGCAGCAGGUGUUUUAUGAAUACAGACCUCCACAACAGUGCAACAAUUCCUUUUCAAGAGGAAGGCGCUAAAAAAUCCUCUGUUACGUCGUCCACAAAAUCUUCCUCUACAGAGCCCUCACUGCUGGUCAGUUGGAUCACAAGACUGAAACUGUUGACUCAUUGACUAUUGUUCACAAGACUGUUACCAAGUGCCUUUGCUCAUCAGACUUCUCUACUUUUCAGCUUAAAUGAUGCAUAGUGGCUAAUGUGGUAUUCUUUUCCUGGAGAAUUUUACAUUUUUGCCUUUUUGUGAUUUUUUUUAAUGGAUCAGAGAGUUUAAUAAUGCAAGGAGGGAAGGAAGAUAGCUUUCCUUUUAUUGCCCAAAAGCUGAGGGCAUUUAUUCCUCUGGAAAUAAGUAAAAUUUCAAAGAGAGAGAGGCCACGUAUGGCCUGACAUCUGCAUAAUGGCAUUGAGGAAACCAUUGCUUUACCAUACAGCCCAGUGGCACUUCAGUUGUCUGAGUGCUCUGAGGCUGGUGUCACUGGCUGACUGAAAGAAUAUGUAGAGCUCCACAACAAUUGUGACCAGGGAACAUAAGCAGAGAAAUAGCAGUUUUGUGCAAGUUAGCGAUGCUGUUGCUAGUGCUGCACGAGGUUCAGCCUUGUAAGGAAGAAGUACCAGUGUUGCCGUUCUUUCUCUGAUAGUCAGAGAACUGGAAGUGUUAGGGGAGGGAGUUCUCUUAUUCAGAGAUCUUGGGAAGUUGGAUUAAUUUAAUUAGAAAUCCAUUCAAUCUGAUAUAUAAUCAACGACAUGCCAAGAAAAUGCAUCUGUACAGGUGGUAAAAGAAAUAUAUAUUUUUUUCCUUAAUUGUUUAAGAAUGAUUUGCUGUUAACCAAAGUAAGCUUUUAAAUACAGUUCUGUUGGACUUAGAGCUUUUACAAUGGUUCAGUUUUUGAAUGAUGUGUUGUUUUUAUGAAAAAAUAUGUGCUAUGAUACAUUACAAUUGUAAGAUGUCUUGCUAUUUUCUAUAUAGCUCAAAUUUUUCCCCCUCUAGGAUUUUUAAGUAGCAUUGGGUAUUUUGGGAGGAAAAUAAAACUUCUUUAACAAAACAAGAGGAUACUAAAGAGGUAUUGUUUAAAACUGAAUGUACAUAAGAUUGUUAGUAUGCAAUGCAAACAGUUGGGUUUAAUUUAAAAGUUAAAUAUAGUUGUAUAUUUUUUACACUUUUAACAGAUACAGUUUGUACCUUUGUCUGUGGUACUGGAUACAAAUUAGCUGAAUGAAAAGAAUCUCUUUUAUAUUCCUUGCUAAUUGUAAGACUAUUUUCUUAGAUAAUGCAUUGUGAACGGUCCUUAAUCCUUUGGUCUUGCUAAAGAAAAGAAGAAUAAUUUGUGUUUAAUAACCAAUGGGGAAGGAGGGAGGUUGAAUGUUAGUUUGCACUUUGGAGUGGGGCAGAAGUCAUAUGUGAUAACAGAAGUGUUAAACAUACCCUAAUUCUGGCUGUGAAGCUGUGACCAUUCUGCUGCAACAGGUUAACAAAGUUUUGCCACAGUCUUGCAGAGGCACAGGGUGUUAAAUUCAGCUUUCAAUUAUGUUUGAUUCUGAUAGGUGAUUAGUAGGUGGGGGCUGGUUUGGAUGUUCUUAAUCAAAACAGAUUAUAUCGCCAUGGUGUGCCACUUUUCUCCAUCCUCCUCAGAUACCACUCCAGUACAGAUGUAGCCAAGCACAGCUGCAGUGAAGUUGAAUCUUAAAAUAGUCAGGUGCAGCCUCUGAGAAGAGGACUGAAAUUGUCAUGACUGUUGUGGUAUAGUCCAUCCCCAAAUUGGCUGAAGUGUCUUAAUUUAAUCCACUUCAAUAACUUCAAAUCAAUUGAAGUUGGAGAUAUUAUCUAAACAAUGCUUUAAAAUAGGGUUUUUUGGCUUGUCUUUAAUGUCCUGUUUUCCAUGGUUUAAAAAUAAUUGGAGAAGUAUACGCUUCAGUGUAUGCAUUCAUGCACAGUGAUGUGGAAGAAUCUAUGGAUGCACAUGGUUUCUUUGGGUUGUAUCCUGCCUGGGACAUGCUGUAACACACUGUUCCAUUAGGCUGUUCCAUUAGGCUGUCUUGGUUGAACAGAAGUGAAAUGAGCUUGUGCUAGUUUAACAAGUCAGUUUAAAUCACUGCAGCUACGGAGAAAGGAAUUUGUAAGCAUUUAGGCAGUGUGACACUUCAUCUGUCUUGUUGCCUAAAUAUAAGCUAACACCUGUACCCUCCUCUGUCCCAUCGUGUCCCCCCCAUCCCCUCCCCCAAAAAAGAAAGACAACCAGCAAGCCAACAAAUCCAACUAACUGAUGUCUUCAUGCUCCAGUGUCUGACCCGUGCUGAGUUAAGGUACUGAAUUUAACCUUUUGUCUGUCAAUCAUAAAGAUGUCUAGUAGUUGAUAUUGCAGGAAGAGAGUUGCCUGGCUUCUAAGAACAGUGGAAACAGGUGCUUUUCUGGAAUUUACCAGAAAUGGUAUUGCAGUUUCACAGAACGAUUGAGGUUGGGGAGGACCUCUGGAGGUCAUCUGGUCCAACACACCUACUCAGGUAGGGCCACCUGCCCAGGACUAUGUCUUUUGAAUAUUUCCAAGGAUGGAAACUCCACAACUGCUCAGGGCAAUCUUUGCCAGCGCUCAGUCACACUUAGAGUAAAAAAAAAGUGUUUCCUGGUUUUCAGAGGGAAGCUCCUGUGUUUCCGUUUGUGCACAUUACUUCUGAUCUUGUCAGUGGGCAUCACUGACAAAAGCCUGUCUUCUUGGGAUCCUCCCUUCAGAUGUUUGUGCACAUCUCAGAGUUCUUCUCUUUUUCAGGCUGAAAAGCCCCAGCUAUCUCAGCCCUUUUUUUUGUAGGAGAGGCGCACCAGUCUCUUCAUUGUCUUUGAAUUAUCUUCAGUCUGUACAUGUCUUUUGUACUAGGGAUCUCAGAGCUCAACACAGUACUCCAGAUAUGGCUCCAUGAGUGCUGAGUAAAGGAAAAGGAUGGCCUCUCUCAACCUGCUGGCAAUACUUUUAAUGCAGCAGAGUUUCCACUGUAAAUUAGCCAAGAUCAUUGAAAAGUCAUGCAAAAAGACAAAUAACAUGUUUUUUCUUGCCCCUUUUGAGAUUUAUUCAUCAUUAUUGAUGGUACUUUGGCCAUUGGAGUGUAUGUAUGCAGAAAAAAUAUGGCAGAACAUGAUAUACCCUUUUUUGUUACAAAACUCACAUCCUUACUACUGUGAAAUUAGUGUGCCCCAGUAAGCUACUGUGACUUCUAAAUACUUGUCUGCAGCACUGCCUGCUGCUUGGUGUAUGCUGCAAACCUUUUUAUGUAAUGUGUGGUAUGUAUGAGUCUUUCUCCGGGAAGCUAGUAUUUUAUUGGCCUCAGCAGAGAGAUUUUUCCCCUCUAAUUAUCAGAUAGAAAAGCUCCAUUAUCUGUUCUCAAUAGUAAUAGCUAUUUAGGAUUGCAGUAUAAAUCGUAGGUAUUUAAUGCAUGCAGUCUUCCCUCACACCUCUACCUUUUAACUUUUUAAUGCAGUGACUUCGCUUAUAAGGAACAAGCUGUUUAACACUGACCUAAAAGGUGGCCAUAUCCGUUUUUUGAAACAUGAGGAGAUAAAUGCAGUUGAAAGACUUACAGAAGCACACUCUAUUCUUUCUAAUAUAUAUAAACUAAAGCUUUUGCUUCCUGUGCUGGUGAUGUUGAUUACUAAAAAGCAAAUGCAUAAAGGAAAUGUACAAGAACAAUAAGAUAGAUUGCUGUAACUUUAAAUACUUGAUAAGGUGAAUUAAACACUAGGCCACUUUUCCUUUUGUCUAUGUAGUUCUCUAACAUGUAAUUUGACCUUCCAAAUGUCUGCAUUUGUUUAAAAACCUGAUCUAAUCUUGCUAUGCAGGAUAUAGUCAAGGUAUUCGCUGCAAUAUUCUCCUCUAAAAUAAAAUUUUAUAAACUACUGUGGGGGUUUAUGGUUCUGCUCUCAUUCACUCUAGAAAUCUUGAUUCAAAGUGAGAAUGAAUUCUAAUUAACUCAUUUUUUUCCUCUUCCUGAGAGAAGGGAAGGAGGAGGGGAAUAUCUGUGGAAGACAUGAUCAUAAAUUACAUUGAGUCUGAGGAGAAGUAACAGUCCUCUCUCUUCCUGCAUGGAGAAGGGAAGUGAUCUGAAGAACUUGUGGAAUGUUGUAAGUCCAUAGCCACACGCAGCUGAGGUAUUUUGAGCGAGGGCCACUGCUCCGUAGCCACCCUCUGAUCAAGAUAAUUGUUCUUGGCCAGUGCAGGCAACCCUAGCAGAAGGAACCUCAUCUCUUGAAGUACUUUAUGGUAGCUGCUUUGCUUAUGUGUGUCAGACCAAAGCCAUUUUCCUCCAUCCUGUGGAGUUGGUUUUAUGUGGCUCUGAGAGGUGACUACUAAGCAAAAUUGUUCUUGGCUCAGGUAUGCACAGAUUAAUGUCCAAAUGAUUUCUUUACCAAAGGAGGUACGUAGCUCUUAAUUAUUUUUCUUUAUAUUUAUAACAAUGUUAGUAAUACUAGAAAGGCCUUUCCAAGAGAACUGAAGGAGUAGAUGGGGGAGUCGGGCUUUGAUUUGGAGAUGGGCUUGGUGGUGUGUAGAGAACCAGUGUGCUAUUGCUGCUAGA